This is a messenger RNA of Prunus dulcis (almond), 3646 nucleotides long. Its product is annotated as protein STABILIZED1-like. Gene Ontology annotation, molecular function: protein binding. Gene Ontology annotation, cellular component: catalytic step 2 spliceosome; U4/U6 x U5 tri-snRNP complex. The record is from RefSeq and is a predicted model, not a curated record. The transcript has 2 exons. NCBI's taxonomy places the organism in Eukaryota, Viridiplantae, Streptophyta, Magnoliopsida, Rosales, Rosaceae. The coding region runs from base 319 to 3378 and encodes 1019 amino acids. Gene Ontology annotation, biological process: gene silencing by siRNA-directed DNA methylation; mRNA splicing, via spliceosome; positive regulation of miRNA metabolic process.
AUUCUAGCUGGUUAUAUGUAUAUUGAGUACUUUGCUGCUAUCAAAUUGUGAAAUUUGUCAAAUAUUUAUGAAUCUACAAUCUGGGCGUGAUAAAUCAAUGAAAAAGAGGAGGUUCGGAAGAAAAAUCUCUUAUGCCGGAAAACCAUUUUCCGUGUUUUCAUCUUUGGUCUACCGAGCGCGUUUUCCGUCUCCUCUCUCACUUGGGAAGAAAAAGACCGCACAAAACCAACUUCAAGCCUAUUAAUAAUUCUAGUCCUAUUCCUAUUCUUAUUCCUAUUCCGUCAAGGAAACCCAAAUUCCUCUCUAUAUAUUAAUCUCAUGCCUCACAAACACAAACUUUGCCCUUCAUUGCAGGUUUGCAGCAAACUGUUGGAAAGCAGAAUGAGUUUUCAAGAUACAAAUACUCGCAAUAAUCACAGAAUCACAACAAUGGUGUUCAUCGCAUCCCCCAACCACAAAACCCUAACCCUAAACCUAAACCCAAACACCACCACCCUCCAAGCUCUGAAAUUCCAAAUUGAACAAAUUUCCAACGUACCCAUCUCUCACCAGCGCCUAUUCAUCUCCCAAAGCCUCCAAUUGUUGACCCAAAGAGGCUCCACCCUCCUCGCCGACCUUGGCAUCAAACCCUACUCUACCCUAACCCUCCACGUCCCCUUCUUCGGUGGCACUCUACCCCACAAAAAUCCCAAACCCCGCCUUGAUUUCCUCAAUUCCAAGCCUCCUGAGGGUUAUGUCGCUGGGCUUGGCCGUGGUGCUUCUGGGUUCACCACAAGGUCCGACAUUGGGCCUGCCCGAUUUGCCCUCGAGCUGCCCGAUAGGGCAAUUGGGCAGCUUGAGGAAGCAGGGGAGGAAAAAGGGUACGAUGAGAAUCAGCAAUUUGAUGAUUUUGAAGGCAACGAUGUUGGGUUGUUGGCACCAGAUGCCAAACUGGAUGAAGAUGAUGAGAAGGCUGAUGCAAUGUGGAAAGCAGUUGAUGAGAGAAUGGACUCCAGGAGAAAGGACAGGAGAGAGGCUCUGUUGAGAGAAGAGAUUGAAAAGUACAGAGCUUCCAAUCCCAAGAUUACAGAGCAGUUUGCAAGUUUGAAGAGGAAUUUGCACACAUUGUCUGCCCAAGAAUGGGAGAGUAUACCUGAAAUUGAGGAUUAUUCAAUGAGAAACAAGAAGAGGAGGUUUGAGAGCUUUGUGCCGGUGCCGGAUACCCUUUUGGAGAAGGCAACGCAGGAGAAAGAGCUUGUUACUGCAAUAGAUCCCACUAGUACAGAUUUGACUGCCGUGAGGCAGGGCAGAGAUAUAGUGUUGUCUUUGAAAUUGGAUAGGAUUUCGGAUUCUGUCUCAGGGUUGACAGUUGUUGACCCAAAAGGGUAUCUUACUGAUCUUAAAAGUAUGAGCAUCACAAGUAAUACAGACGUUCAUGAUAAAAACAAGGCUAGAUUGUUGAUGACGAGUUUAAUGAAGUCAAAUCCUAAGAACCCACGUGUAUGGAUUUCGGCAGCAAGGUUUGAGGAAGUGGCAGGAAAGAUGAAGGCAGCCAGGAAAUUGAUUCAGCAAGGGUGUGAUGAGUGUCCUAAGAGUGAGGAUGUGUGGUUGGAGGCUUGUAGGCUUGCUAGCCCCAAAGAUGCUAAGGCUGUUAUUACUAAGGGAGUUAAAUUUAUUCCCAAUUCAGUCAACUUGUGGAUGGAGGCUGCGAAAUUGGAGCGUGAUGAUUUGAACAAGAGCAGGGUCUUGAGGAAAGGGUUGGAACACAUUCCUGAUUCUGUUAGGCUGUGGAAGGCGGUCGUGGAUCUAGCAAAUGAGGAGGAUGCUAGAAGUUUGCUCAAAAGGGCUGUGGAGUGUUGUCCAUUGCACAUUGAAUUCUGGCUUGCACUCACAAGAUUGGAAACUUAUGAGAACGCCAAGAAGGUCCUCAAUAAGGCAAGGGAGAAUCUAUCGGAGGAGCCUGCAAUUUGGAUCACGGCAGCAAAGUUGGAAGAAGCUAAUGGGAAUGUGUCCAUGGUUGGGAAGAUUAUUGAAAGAGGUAUAAGGGCUUUGCAAAAAACAGCGGUUAUUAUUGAUAGAGAAGCAUGGAUGAAAGAGGCUGAAGCUGCUGAACGUGCAGGGUCUAUAAUGACUUGCCAAGCUAUCAUUCGGAGUGCAAUUGGGAUUGGUGUGGAGGAGGAAGAUAGGAAAAGGACAUGGGUUUCUGAUGCAGAGGACUUCAUGAAAAAAGGUUCCAUUGAAACAGCCCGAGCAAUUUAUGCGCAUGCACUUACUGUCUUUUUAACCAAGAAGAGCAUAUGGAGGAAAGCGUCUCAGCUUGAAAAGAGCCAUGGUACUAGGGAAUCUCUUGUUGCUUUGCUUCGUAAAGCGGUGACAUAUUGCCCACAGGCUGAAAACUUGUGGCUUUUUGGUGCUAAGGAGAAGUGGCUUUCAGGGGAUGUGCCUGCUGCCCGUGCAAUCCUCCAAGAAGCUUAUGCUGCCAUUCCCAACUCUCAAGAAAUUUGGCUUGCUGCGUUUAAACUUGAGUUUGAGAAUCACGAAUCCGAGAGAGCUAAGAUGCUUCUUGCCAAAGCCCGAGAAAGGGGAGGUAACGAAAGAGUAUGGAUGAAAUCUGCAAUUGUUGAGAGGGAAUUAGGGAACAUUGAUGAGGAGAGGAAGUUUCUUGUUGAAGGCUUGAAGUGCUUCCCUUCAUUCUUUAAAUUGUGGUUAAUGCUUGGACAGCUAGAGGAACGGCUUGAUCAUUUGGAAAAAGCCAAAAAGGUCUAUCACUCAGGUCUGAAGCACUGCCCCAAUUCUCUACAACUCUGGCUUUCUCUCGCUAGUCUACAGGAGAAAAUGAUUGGGCUGAGUAAAGCUCGUGCAGUUCUCACAAUUGCCAGGAAGAAGAACCCUCAGAACCCUGAACUGUGGCUUGCUUCUGUUCGAGCUGAAUUGAGGCAUGGCAAGAAGAAGGAAUCUGAUAUUUUGAUGGCAAAGGCUUUGCAGGAGUGUCCCAAUAGUGGUAUCUUGUGGGCAGCAGCUCUCGAGAUGGUAGCUCGUCCCCAACGGAAGGCAAAGAGUAAAGAUGCCCUUGAGAAAUGUCAUCAUGAUCCCCAUGUUGUUGCUGCUGUGGCCAAGUUAUUAUGGCAUGACAGGAAGUUGGACAAAGCUAGGAAUUGGCUCAACAUGGCAGUAAUGCUUGCCCCCGAUAUUGGGGAUUUUUGGGCUUUAUACUACAAAUUUGAACUUCAGCAUGGUACUGAGGAGAACCAAAAGGAUGUAUUGAACAGAUGCAUUGCUGCAGGGCCAAAGCAUGGAGAAAAAUGGCAACCUAUUUCAAAGGCCGUGGAGAACUCCCAUCAACCAAUUGAAGCUAUCUUGAAGAAAGUAGUGGCGGCAGCGGAAAAUAAUAAACAGUAGUUCUGCUUAUUAUAGAGAGGGUGGAAAAACAGAAACGUGACAGUGGAUGCAUAUGCAGUUACGCUUGAUCGAUUUGUUUAGCAGAAUUCGCAAACGACUUGGCAAUAGUUGCGAACAUGGAAGUCACCAUGCUGUCAUAGGGAAGUUGGAUUAAUCUGCCUUGGGAUACAUGAUAUUAGUUGGAUCAAUUAGUUUCCUUCUUUCUUAUCCUAAAUUUUCCUGUUAAUUUAUUACCUCCAGGCAAUGAGGCAGUCAGAGUUAUGAUCAA